GGCUCUUGUCAUGUAGUCCCAAAUUCAGGGUUGUCACCAGUCUGAUCUACUAUUUCUCCCCCUCUGAGCGUCGAGAUUAACAUUGACAUGAAACUGCAGCCGGCGCUUGUCGAUUCCACUGUUACUGAAUUCGUAUAAAACGGCUGCAGCUCAUGGCGCCUCGGCCAGGGCGUGCAUCAUGCACAGUGGAUCCUCUUUUGAGAAGUCCCAGAUGCCAUUUAGGCCUUGCCUGAUGGUUGGCAGUCGGGAUUUUUUUAAGUUCAAUAAAGACCCACGCCAAUCUUUGGUUCUCAAGAGACACCCUCAAAUCUCAGCGGCGCAAUGCCGAAUCCUAUGGUCACCAGUCAGCCAAAGAGAGCGUCCAAUUUCGUUUAAAUUAGCCACAAUCGGGUACCUGGCUGGUAUGUCGCCGACCCGAGAGCACGAUUUGUCAACGAAUCUUCCAUUGGGAUCACAAGCAAUGCCGGAUCCUGGGAAAAUUUGGGGGGAACCUUGGUUUCCUACUCGCUUAUCCCUCGAUCCAGCCGGAAAGUCAGGCAGCUCGUGCCCGGAUUGAGAUCUCUUGUUCAAACUCUAAAAAGUCCUGACUAGUUAUAUGUGCCAUGCCAUCUAGUUGGCAGGACCAGGUCCAGUAUGACUGACACUGCGGUGCCUCCACAAUGUUUUGGUUGAAGAGGCCCUGUCAAUAAGUCCACCCCCUGUAACUCUGCUUCACCAUCCCGGUCCUGCUCAGGGCGCAAAAAGUCAUGGGCGCAAGUGAACCCGAUGGCGGCCCAGCCCUGCGGACGGGAAUCUGGGUCGCCAUGGCCCUGGCGACACUGAUUGUUGUUCUCAGGGUCUUCGCUAAGCUGAAGAUCGGCCAAUUCCGCGUGGAUGACAUCUUGAUGAUCAUUGCUAUGAUUCUGGCGAUCGUCGCAACGGUCUUUUUGACCUUGUCAGUUAGUCAUGGGUUUGGCAAGAACCUGGAGACCCUGCCGCUUAAGGAUAUGGAGGCCGUGUUGAAAGCUAUCGCGAUCGAGGUUCCGAUUGUGACUAUGAGCACCACCAUUGCCCGCUGCUCCUUUAUCAUAUACCUCCUCGCUAUCCUCGGCUCCAACAAAACGUAUCGAUUCGCUUUAUGGUUUAUCAUGAUCUGGCAGCUCUCCGGCAACAUCGUCUCCGCUGUCCUCCCUCUUAGCAUCUGCCGUGAUGUCCGGAUUCUCUGGGAUCCGACCGUGAAGACGACGUGCGGUGACAGUAGCGCAGUGAUCAAAUUUGCCUACUACUCCAACACCGUCAACUCAGCCACCGACUUGUUUCUGGCCGUGUUUCCCAUCCCUGUCUUUUGGAACCUCAACCUGAAAACGCGUGUCAAGCUCGGCUUGAUUGUUCUACUCAGUCUAGGUCUUGUGGCGAUGGUGGCAUCUAUCGUGAAAACAACGAAACUCGACCAACUCCCCAGCAUCACGAACCUGGGUGCUUCCGGUGGCAUUGAGCUCAUCCGCUGGGGCUAUGUGGAAACCGCCGUGAUUAUCAUCACCUCGUCGAUCCCUUGCAUCCGGCCGCUGGUCAUGUCUUCCGUCAAGAAAUUCUCCAGCCACAGCUUCUCCCGUUCGUAUGAACUGCACAACCCCUUUUCUGGGAAUCGUCGCACAGGUGAGAAUGCAACCACUCAGUCGCGCCGUAAAUUAGCGACGAAUAACGAUGCCGAAACGUGUAGUAUUGAGCGUAUUCUAAACCCCUAUUCGCACAACACCGUUAUCGGUAGCCAUCAAACGUCGUCGAAUCGGUCGGAUCAAGGCAUUACGAAACAGGUCGAGAUGUCGGUUUAUUCGAGUGAGGACCCGGCGAGGAGUGUUUGAGAUUCGGAAUCUACCUCUCGGUCUUGUUCACCCUUGUAGAAUCAAUCAUAAUUAUACCAUGUACGUCCUGAUGUGGACUAGAUAAUAGAACUAUUCAAUAAUGUGCCGAAUUGCAGUCAGUACGCAUGAUGAACUACUGGGUAUGCACUCUCUUCACGUUGAUAGAGAUAUAGGAUUAGCCCUGACCUUAGACAAGU
Aspergillus pseudonomiae is the source of this 2038-nucleotide messenger RNA. RefSeq lists its product as uncharacterized. The record is from RefSeq and is a predicted model, not a curated record. NCBI's taxonomy places the organism in Eukaryota, Fungi, Ascomycota, Eurotiomycetes, Eurotiales, Aspergillaceae. The transcript is spliced from 4 exons. Bases 747 to 1841 code for a protein of 364 amino acids.